This is a messenger RNA of Rhizoctonia solani, 1713 nucleotides long. Its product is annotated as O-FucT domain protein. The record is from RefSeq and is a predicted model, not a curated record. NCBI's taxonomy places the organism in Eukaryota, Fungi, Basidiomycota, Agaricomycetes, Cantharellales, Ceratobasidiaceae. Bases 1 to 1713 code for a protein of 570 amino acids. The transcript has 10 exons.
AUGCCGUCACGCGACGGGUCGGAUGUCCACUCGCCGCUGCUACUACCUACCCAUGUCAACGAACGUCACUCACCGAGGCCUCUCAAAUCACAUGCGCCGCGUACGAGGCGAUGGCUUCAAUUCUACGGAACUGCGAUCAUCACUGGUAUUGCCUUUCACCUUGUGUUGGUUGGCCUUGGGUCUACAGAGGUAGUUCGGCAACGGGUGCCGGCAUCCGUUGGCGAUUGGCUUCCUGGUGGUCCCAAAUCGAGCGAGGGCAUUCCUCCGCCAAAGACGCAGGCCCAGAAGAUCGCUGAAGAGGAGGCGCCAUGGACGAUGGACCAAAUUCGGCAGAUGGUUGGCCGUACCAAAGGCUACUACGCCCGCGACUAUAGCUUAGGUUUGGGCUGGAAUAACGUCCGAUAUAUCUUCGAGGCUUCGCUGUUGCAUGCCCAGUUGCUUAACCGCACCCUUGUCCUCCCUUCGUUCAUCUACGCUCGUGCUUGCGAGUGGGAUAUUCAAGUAUGUGCAUCUUUUGCUCCUAUGGUCAACCGAGGGGAUGCUAUCGGCUGGGGGGAAUGGCGUAAUUUGCCGAUCGAGAAACAGAUGGGAUGGCGUAUUCCAAUAGGGGUCAUGCUCGACAUGAACCAUCUGCGUAAAGCACAUCCAGUUGUCACCGUUGCCGAAUAUCUGCAACUCAACGGCAUGUCCCCCUCGAUCGAGUGGUCAAACGGCGCUUGGCAUAGGGAGAUGUACCAAAACGACGGGAAGAUAUCGAUCCAUGAGAUUCCAAAUAACGAAUACGAUCCUAAGCUACGGUACGCGUUGAAAUUCAUGGACUUGGAGGAGGCCGCAAAGGCUCUGAAAGAUCGUGUGGUAAUCUCCGGAGAUGACCAGCUCGAGGCAUUCCUUCGCGAACAUGGGUGGGAGGUUUUACAUACCUAUCGCGGCGCGCUUGGUAUGGACUAUACCAAGAGUGUUGUAGAGCCCAUCAAGCAAGUCGCUCCUCGAUCCCGCCUACGCGGCAUGUUUGACGAUUACAAUCACAUAAAUGAAGAGGUACUGAUCCUCGCUGGGGAGACUCACCUCAACCGUAAGCCUGGUGGUCUUCGAUUUGUCCAUCCCGAGCAACAGGCUCAUUUUGCUUCAACCGUCUUGCACGACAUGCGUCCUACCGGCCCCGUUCGUCGCCUGGCCAUGAAACUUCAUGAGCGUAUGCAAAAGAUUGUUGGAGGCAGACAAUGGAUGGGUGCCCAUAUGCGUCGUGGGGAUUUUGUUGAUCAAGGCUGGGUGAUGGAGCACAGUAUAGAAGGCCACUUGAGUCGAAUCACGCAACGGUUAAGCAAUGGCCGAAAAAUUCUCCAGGAAAUCUACGACACCAAGCAAAUUCAGAUAUACGAAGUUCCAAAUGUCGAGCCAGAGCGGGAUAUAUUUGACCGACCUCCACCGCUGGAAAGCGAUUCAUUCUAUCUUGCUACCGACGAACGUUCAAGAGACGGACUUGGUUAUAUUCGAAGCAAUGGUGGGGUAUUGAUUGAGGACCUGCUUACCUUGGAAGAUCGUCAAGAGUUUGGGUGGCCGAUCAUGAUUACCGAUGUCCUUGCGAUUAUCGAGCAAACGGUCCUCAGCCAUUCAGCCUACUUUUACGCCCACGCGAUGAGUAGUGUUGGCGGUGGCGUUGUGAAUAUGCGCGCAUCGCGAGGGGCUGACAAAAGAACUGCGUUGAUUGAUUAA